Messenger RNA from Meloidogyne enterolobii, 619 nucleotides. The record is from the annotation of a GenBank genome assembly. NCBI's taxonomy places the organism in Eukaryota, Metazoa, Nematoda, Chromadorea, Rhabditida, Meloidogynidae.
UUAGGCCUGGCUCCUUUGUUAGGCCUGGGUUGUGUAGUGGGCAGUUUGUAUCUUUCUAACAGAUUUCCAUGGAUAUUUUUGGCUUCCAUACAAAAAUCCCCCAGCAACUCCUCCUCAAACUAUUUAAAUUAUUUCAAAAAAUCCCCACCAAGUCCCUCUCUUGUGUUUAAAUUUAAUAAACUAUCAGGUUAUGCUCUUCUUCACAUUUGUUCUUCCUGUUCUUUUUGUAAUAUAUUGUUACAUUCGAAUUUUACGAACCCUAAACGAGGCAACUUUUAAUUCAUUCCAUUUAAAUGCCGGAAGUUCAAUAGUCCGUAAACACACUAGCAGUUCACACACUAACAGCACAUUACUUAACGCUUUAACAGAAGAGAAUUUGCCUUCUACUAUCAAUAAUUCUAAUAGCAAUACAGCUGGGAAUAAUUCGGAUUUGAAUGCUAGAGACUCUUUUACAAGAAGUUCCCUACGUAGUCAGAGGGCUCAUAAGACAGUUAUGAAGAUGUUGAGUGAGUUUGUCUUUUUUCCUUUAAAAUUAAAGUUAGGUAAUGAAUCUGUCCCUUUGAUUUCUAUGUAUUAUUCUAGCACUGGGACAUUCUCCUAUAAAUUUAAAAGUGAUUAG